AUGGAUUUUCUGAAUUUAUUAGAUGAAGUCACAUUUUUACCUUCAAUAAAAGAAUGUCUUUUAAUAGUAGCUACAUUUCCAUAUACUACAUGUAGUGUUGAAAGGUCUUUUAGCUGGCUCGAAAGACUUAAAACAUGGCUUCGUAGUACUGUUACUGAGCACCACUUGAAUGGCUUGCCAUUAAUGAAUAUUUACAAACCUUAUGUGCAAGCUCAAAAAUCAAACAUAAUAGAUGAAACAAUAAAAAUAUGGAACCUAUAUGCUCAUACAAUUUUUAUUUAA
This is a messenger RNA of Macrosiphum euphorbiae (potato aphid), 282 nucleotides long. Lineage: Eukaryota; Metazoa; Arthropoda; Insecta; Hemiptera; Aphididae. The record is from the annotation of a GenBank genome assembly.